Pseudomassariella vexata is the source of this 2870-nucleotide messenger RNA. RefSeq lists its product as uncharacterized. The record is from RefSeq and is a predicted model, not a curated record. Lineage: Eukaryota; Fungi; Ascomycota; Sordariomycetes; Amphisphaeriales; Pseudomassariaceae. The transcript has 3 exons. Bases 134 to 2641 code for a protein of 835 amino acids.
CUGUCUCCACAGCUCGUCGGCUCAUUUUUCUCUCGCUCACCGUGCCUUGACCAGCCGAAACCCUCACCACCUCGAAAACGCCGACGCCAGCGAAACGACACAAGUGCGGACUGCAUCACCACCACCACCCAUAAUGGCGCCCCAAAAGGGUGGUCAGGCCAGCAAGCUGACGACUGCGACCGGCAAUGCAAAGCAGCAGCAGCAGCAACCGAAGAAGCAGCCAACCCGCCCUGCUGCACCUGCCGGUCGUCCUACGGUGGUGCCUGCCCUUCCUCUCUCUUACUCGCAACGUCAAGUCAGCAGCAAGCAGCCAACCACCCGAACCGGACCUCUCGUCGUCUCUUCCAAUGGCCCCCAACCUGUCGCUUCUCUGGAGGCCGCUCUGAUUGACCAUCAGUCCGCCGAAAUGCCCAAGAAACAGACGGCCGCGAGAAAGACGGCGAAUGAGGUUAACGGCACACGUGUGGAGAAGCCCGGAUCACCAACCAUGGCGAACGGCCACGGCCACGGUCACGACAGCACCCACAAUAACAGCAACAACAAACAGAAUCAGCAGUAUACGUACGACAACGAAACCCGACGUCUAAAUGGCCACAGCCAUGGCAACGGUGUCAACGGCAUCGCAAACGGCUCCGAACAGCGCCCAGCAGCAUCGACUCAGGCUUCUAACGCCCCGUCCCUCGUUGGCGACGUCGAAUCCACCGUCGGUUCGGCCUCAUUUAACGAGUCGCAGCAAGACCACGACCAAACUUCCCAAGUGACGUCGGCCCCGACUUCGCAACCCCAAUCGGCCACCAUUCCCGCUCACCCGCCAACCGAUUUCGUGCCUCCCCUCAACCCACCCAACGGCCAUGCGCAGUACAUGCACGAGCAUCCCAACCUCCAUGCUACCCACCACGGUCAGAUGCUCCCCAACCGAGUCGGCAAUAAUAUUGUUUUUGGCGGCGGGGGCUUCGACUCUCACACGCCGUCUCCGGCACCUCCCCCGUCGGGUGGUUUUAUGCCGCCUGCGCCCAUGAACGCUCGCAUCAACGGCCAUGCGCACACCGACAGUAAUGGCACCAUCCCUACCCCGUUUCGGUCGGACAUGUUUCCCGCAACCAGCAUGGACGGUUAUGGACAGAUUCCUGCGCCUGUUCCGACUCCACAGAUGCCAAUGCCGUUCGAUGGCUAUCCUCCUAAUAUGAGCCGACACGGCCCUCCUACACCGCACAGCUACCACGGUUCCCAUGCGUCGGGUGAGCGCGGAGAGAGCGGACAUGCUAACUUCCCCCCCUCCAAUGGACAGCAUUACCCAGGCCACGGCCACCAGCCCAGCCAGAUGAACAACUUCCAGCCCUUCAUGAAUCCGCAGCAUUUCGCACGCCGCCCGAGCUUGUUGGAUGAUGAGUUGAUGGACAGCAUUUCAUACCUCCAAGGCCAAUUUGACUCGGCAGAACUAGCCGACUCCACGCUUGAGCUGCACUACGUCGACGGCAGUCACCCCCCGGCUAGGCUUCGUGGACACAAGCUAAUGUUCGCGCGGAGCCCAUUCCUGAGAGACUGCAUCAUACACAUGAGAUCCCACGGCCUCGACAAGAUUGACAACGCCAUUAUGGUCAAUGUGUACGACUCUUACAUCAGAUCCGACGCCUGGUAUAUGGCGGUCCAACGCCUCUAUCUGCACCCGCUUCUGACGGAUCCUCGAGCGGCGAACGGUACCGGCGGUAUGGACUUGGCUGGAGACAACAUGGAUCAAUUCAAGUUUUGCCUUGCCUACGCCGCCGCCGGCCACGUGCUGCUGAUGAAGGAUGUCCUUGUCAGAGGUCUACAGAUUGCUUCCAACAUGAUUAAUUGGAACACCAUCGAGGAGGGCAUGGCCUUUGUCUGGGAUGGCGCCAGGGGUCGUUACGCCGAUCAUAUUGAUCAGGACGGGGACGAGAUGGUAGACAUAGAAUUUCACUACGGCCCGGAGGUUAGGUGGUUCAUGGCCUGCAUGUCGAAUUGGCUGAUCAACUCUUUCCCCCCCGACUUUGAGCUUGAUACGUCCGUCGUCAACACAAGCAAAAUGGUUCGCUUCCCGCCUAUCCCGGCUUCAAACCCGUCACCCGAUGAGAAAAUGGCCCCGGCAAUUGCUCGAGGUACCUCAGUUCGCCACAAGGCCGGCAAGCCAAUCCGACUCUCCAGCAUCAAGUUUGGUGAUCUACCCACGGCGUUCCCUGAAGACGACUCAGCUCCGCCUCGUGAACGGGCGAAGUGCUCGCCGCAGCUCUCGCGAAUCCUUCUCAACCUCCCUUUUGACGACAUGCGUUACGUUCUGACCUCGGAAAGCAACGGGAUUUCUGGGUGGAACACGGCCCAGGAUCGUUACCAUGCGGUGACCGGAGUUGUUGCCGAACGUGAAGCCCGCCGCCUUCGUGCCGUUGAGGCUAUUCGCCAAGGAAGAGUGCCCGACUACAAAGAGAUCCAGCAUAGGCUCUCUUCGCCCAGACGCCACGCCAUCGUCGACUCGUGGGAUUUGCUAAACUGGCAGGAGGAGGUGGUUCAACCUAGCGGGGCUGGCGUGCCGCGAGUUGUCAGAACCUGGGUACCACAGUUCAAAUCACCGUAUGAAUCCGAGGUUCACGCUUCACACCAGCAGGCGGGCGAGUCGAUAGUCUAGAGUCCUCAGAAUGACUCGCCGACUUUGGCUGUGGCUCAGGACACUGAGGAUGCGAUCGAACCCCCACCCGAGAAAAACAUCCGUGGCCCUGUAACAGCGGAAACUAUCAGUUCCCCAACUGAUAAUUCCCCCGCAUCAGACCUACAGGGCACGUCGUCUCCCCAUUUUUCUCAACUGACCUCCGCUGAGAGAGAUGCGGCAGAGACUUUGGGGGAUUUGGCGUUAGGGA